Molecule: messenger RNA, 1920 nt
Organism: Cavia porcellus (domestic guinea pig)
Lineage: Eukaryota; Metazoa; Chordata; Mammalia; Rodentia; Caviidae
Gene: Gabarapl1
Product: GABA type A receptor associated protein like 1
Biological process (GO): cellular response to nitrogen starvation; macroautophagy; autophagosome assembly
Cellular component (GO): cytosol; autophagosome membrane; autophagosome
Molecular function (GO): ubiquitin protein ligase binding; GABA receptor binding
Source: RefSeq, marked provisional
CAGUGCAAUCUAGCGCGCUGGGGGCGUGGCGUGGGCGGGUCAACGUGACGUCACAACACCGCCGCACCGCCCCCGUGUUUUUGUGCUCCUGCUCGCGGGGAAGCCUCUGGGAAUUUUUUCACCUGGCUGUUUCCCCGCUCUGGUCCCGAGGCUUUCCGAACCCUUGGUCAAGUGCUGUGGCAUCAGGAGCUGCCGUUUCUAGAACGAUCCUGGGAGCCCUGAAAUCAGCCUGAGGCAGCGAGACGCGCGAGUCUUCAUCAAGGGAGGCAGGCCUCGCGCGGGGAUCUCUGGAAAGCAAGCCUGCGCCCCAUCAUGAAGUUCCAGUACAAGGAGGACCAUCCCUUCGAGUAUCGGAAAAAAGAAGGAGAGAAGAUCCGAAAGAAGUACCCAGACAGGGUCCCGGUCAUUGUGGAGAAGGCUCCUAAGGCCAGGGUGCCUGAUCUGGACAAGAGGAAGUACCUAGUGCCCUCUGACCUCACUGUUGGCCAGUUCUAUUUCUUAAUCCGGAAGAGGAUCCACCUGAGACCUGAGGACGCCUUAUUCUUCUUUGUCAACAACACUAUCCCUCCCACUAGCGCAACCAUGGGCCAACUGUAUGAGGACAACCAUGAAGAAGACUAUUUUCUGUACGUGGCCUACAGUGAUGAGAGUGUCUAUGGGAAGUGAGUGGUGGAAACCCAGCAGAUGGGAGCACCUGGACUCGGGGGUGGGGCGGGCUGUGAGUGGGACUUGAGGGAAGAGAAGGAGGGCUCCCACCAUGGAGAAGACAGAAGGUGAAGACAUUGGAAACAUUACACUGCACACAUUGGCGUCAUAUUUUCACAUGCUCAGUUGAUGUUUUUUUGCUGCUUCUUUGGCCCAGGGAGAAAGCAUGUCAGGACAGAGCUGCUGGACUGGCUUUGAUAAGAGAAUAGAGAUAGCCUAAGUUCAUGGCAUUCCCAAGAACUAAGUUCUUUUGUGAUUUCAUAGUAGGUGAGAAGGUGGGCAGGUUAAAGCCAGAGGUGAAUGUAAUCCAGUAGCAAUUCCCAUCUCUUUGGGCAGAGUUUCAAUUUUUGACAUUUGCACAAAACGAAAUAGGAAAGGGAACAAGAAUUCCUUAGGAACUGUAGUAGCGGACCAUACCUGGGGACCAAAACAUACCUACAGUAAUUAAAGCACCAUAGCCUUUGAUUGCUUCUGUUUCUCCCCUUCCUGCAUCAGCUGAUAGUCUCUUCUCGUAUAUGAAUGUCACACCCCAGAGGUGGCAGUAGACACCCACACAUUCAGAAGGAACUGUCUUAACUUUGGAAAAUGGCAGUCCUACAGAAGGUGAUGCCUGUUAGUUUUGAUAGCAUUAAACUGGAAAUGACUUGAGUGCUGAGCUUUUGUCUUAAACUGCUCUCUCUCUCGUGCCCCUUAUCCCACACCUAUUUUGGAAUUUCCUGAACCCUGGGCACUUUCAUUUGCAGGCUAAAGCCAGUUGUUUCUUGUUACCUUUAGCAGUUUCCAUGUACAGAGACAGAGGUGUCUUUCAUGUGGAAGGGGCAGGUAUGAGGUAGGUAGAUUAUCUACACUUUGCACACGUCCAGAAUUUUUGCUCCCUCGCUGUUGUCCCUCAGUCUCACGCACAGACAGGAAAAAGCUAAGCAAUGGCCAGCUGCUUCCCUCCUUUGGUUUUCAUCCACUGCAGCUGCUACUUAGAAAUGUUUGGAGGGAUGACGUUAGUAAUUCAUGGGAGUUUAAUUCGUUUAUUUUCAUUUAAGGGUUGAGGGUGGGGGUGGGGAGCAGGACUUGCGCUCAGAUGUGACAUUUCAUCUCUGCUAAUGAAAAGGAUCCUUCCAUUGGGGGAAAUCCGUGUGUCCUGUCAGCUUCAGGUUCUUGUAUAAUGAGGUCAAUCUUGUCAGGCCAAGGAAAUAAAAUAAUUGCUUAUUGUAAAACUCU